This is a messenger RNA of Ogataea angusta, 765 nucleotides long. RefSeq lists its product as uncharacterized. The transcript is spliced from 2 exons. Gene Ontology annotation, biological process: L-arginine biosynthetic process. The record is from RefSeq and is a predicted model, not a curated record. Bases 1 to 765 code for a protein of 254 amino acids. Gene Ontology annotation, cellular component: mitochondrial matrix. Lineage: Eukaryota; Fungi; Ascomycota; Pichiomycetes; Pichiales; Pichiaceae. Gene Ontology annotation, molecular function: arginine binding; L-glutamate N-acetyltransferase activity, acting on acetyl-CoA as donor.
AUGACGCCGUUCGAGACUCUCAAGCGUCUGGUUUCGAACCUGGGCCGCUUCAACGAGGCGUACCGUCGCAACAACGCAAACGACCUGCUCACCGUCGAGAAAAUCAUUUAUCUCGAGGAGCUCGGCGGGAUCCCGUCGCUGGAGCGGUUCCAGUCCAGUCACGUGUACAUCAACCUGCUGCAGGAGUACGACGACAUCGUCUCGGAGCUAUAUAUCGGCCAUCUGGACUCGGCCGCUAGAGACGUGCACGUGCAGAACCUCACCGAGAUGAACCAGCUGCUGGCGAUCCAGCCGGCGGCCACGGGGCUCAUCACGACGCCCGCGAUCGCCACGCUGCGCCACGGCACGCGCACCACCAACCCGAUCAUCUACAACGUUCUCACAGACCGCCCGACCAUCUCGUCGUCGCUGCCGGUGAACCUGAAAAAGACGCCGCAGCUCAACACCACGGUAAUCCGGCGCGGCACGCCGCUCACGAUCCACCUCUCGGACGACCAGCCGGACGGCAGGGGCAUCGAUUUGCUGGAGUUCGACCGACAGAAAAUCGUCGACCUGAAUAAAUUAACUCAUCUUAUAAACGACUCUGCUGCGCAAACUGCAAGGUAUCCCCGGCAUAGCAGACAUCGUGUUCAAGUCGCUGCUGCUCACAUACUCCGACGAGCUGCUGUGGCGCUCCCGGAAGAACAACCCGGUCAACAAAUGGUAUUUCGACCGGUCCACCAGCAAUUACUGCAUUCCCAACACCAACUGGAGAUUAUUUUUUAG